GGGGAGAGUAGCAGCGCGUCUGUAGAAAAAUUAUAAUAAUCACUUUAGAAAUUAAUGGUACCUCCGCGAAGGCACGGGAGAUCCGUGCCGGGAGUGACAAGGUGGACCUCCGUAGUGGGAGCAAGAGUAGAAUGUGCAAAUGGCGACUCCUCUCUCAUCGGACCAAUCGUUGCACGCGUUCGAGGGCCGAGUAACGUUGGCCACACCCAUUCGCGACGCCAACGUGUCCUGCGCGUAGAGGUAUUCUCACCCACACUCGCCGGACCAGUCACCACUCGGACGACGUAUUCAGCUUACCACACACGUCUUCUUUUUCUUUUCCACCGGAUCCCCGGCUUGUGACGUACACGCACGCGAGAAAAAUCGCGAUAAAACAGAAGAUAGUUUUUCGCCGAUUUUUUCGCAACGAAUUUUAUAAAUUCUUGUUGUACUUUCGAUCGGGCGAAAUAAUUUUAAGUUCAUUGAUCGAAAGGACUGCGAAUUGGGAACAGAUUCGCUUUUUGGCGGGAACUUCUCGAAAAAGUGAGCCGUGAGUGACAGUGUUGUCAGUGUUGUCAAAGACGCGAUAGACGUCUAAUUGAGCGACUCGAUCAGUGGAUUUUUUGAUUUUUUAAUCAAAACGACCGUUUUGUGGAAUAAUUGUGUGAUAAAAUAUACGUAGUUCGUAGAAAGUGAUUGACUAACCUCUUAUAAACACUUUUCUUAUUUGAAAAGAAUAUAAAUUUAAUAAUCUAUUAAAACUCUAUUUCAUUAUUUUACACUUCGAUAUUUAUUGAAGUUUACCAAUUCCAUCAUUCUCUAGCAUCUGUCUAGGGACAACACGUUAACGACGUGUUUUUGAAAAACGCGUAUCAUAUCAAGGAUCAACGAAAAUAAUUACUAGUUAUUUUCAUUUAUUAGAGAGAAAAUAAUAUAAACCAGUGAAUAUUUAAAGUGAAAAAUUGAGAGUUUAGCUCACGUGGCGUGUAUUGAUAAUCGGUAUCACGUUUGCGAGAAGAUCGGGAACAGCGAUUUCGGUAGUCGUUAGGCGGAGUCGUCUGGAAAGGUGGUCACGACGCAACAAACGGUGACGAGUUGUCCAGGAGGUGGCGAGGGCGGUGGCGGCGGUGGUGGUGGUGGAGGUGGUGGAAGCAACGAGAAGACGUUCCCGUAUGCAGCCACAACGGGCACGGUAGAGGAGGUGGAGGCGCAGGAGGUGGAGGUAGAGGUCGACGAGGUUAAGAUGGAAGCCGAGGAGCAUCUCGCGAGGGAAUACGUACAGGAGUUUGUUCUCGAUCAUCUCGAUCCCGCCGACGUCAAACGGGAGGUACGAAUCAGCUCCCCAAUGAUGGUGAACGGUAGCGUGGUACAAUUACCUGGCCAGGUACAAACUCAAGGCCUAGCUCUGGCGCCUUUGACGCCGCCGGCGCACGAGCUCGAGCAACCUCAUCCUUUAUACGGGCAGCCGCACAUCCAAGUGCAGCACGGUGUCCUGGUGAAGGCACCUCCGGGUGCAGCUUCUCAUCUGACAACCCUUUCGCAUCCUGGAACACCACCGGAUACGCCUCCGGUUUCGGCGUCCCCGCCGCCGUUGCAAUUGCACAGGAGCGAGCAGGAUUCGCGCGAGAGAGGAUUGUUCCUUCAACUACAACAACCUGGCUCUAUCGUACAGGAUGAGAUGCAGCCCGGCACAGGUGGCAUGGGAUGGUUGACGCAGUCUCUUAGGCAGGAACCGCUCGAUCUCAGACCUCAUUGUCCUCAGGAACCGCCGGAACCGCAUCACGAAGCUUGGCCGAGUCAUCAUCAUUUCCAAGAUCUGCAACGUUUGCAACGUUAUCCCAGACAUACUGGCGGAUACAUCACGAUGUCAGGCCACAUAGAAUACUGUGGAGGUGCUGGAUCAGGCGGCGGGAUGCUUCCCGCGGGCGGAAGUGGAAUUUCAGGAAUGGAAGACAGUAUGCAAGGGAUACAAAUGCAAAGACCGAUGAGCGUUUGUUCAGUGAGUUCUUGUGGCGCUAGUGGACCGAGUCCAGCCCACAGGACAGGGAAUGGUCUUUAUCCAAAUUGCGGGAAUAAUAAUCCCCAGGAAGAACUCAUGAACGACGAGCUGCUCAUGUCGCUUUCCGUGCGUGAAUUGAACAAACGCCUCCAUGGUUGCCCGCGGGAAGAGGUGAGUCAGGUCGUACGCCUGAAGCAGAAGCGACGUACGUUGAAGAACCGUGGCUACGCUCAAAAUUGUCGUAGCAAGCGACUUCAACAACGGCACGACCUUGAGACAACAAAUCGUAACCUGCAGAACGAACUUCAACGGGUAAAAAUCGAACUGGCACGGGUCCAGCAAGAACGCGAUCUUUAUAAGCAACGAUGCGAGAUCCUGAGAACACGGCAAAGCCACAAUCAUAAUCACAAUCACAAUCAUCAUCAGCAACAGGCAUCCCAGCAGCAACAGCAACCGCAAUCACAGCCGCAGCAGCAUCAGACGCAGAAUCAACCGCAACAACAACCACCACAACAACAGCAGCCGCCUCAACAACAUCAACCGGCGCCUGCCAGUCCAGAAGUCUAUCUGUGACAUCGACAGCGCCGAGGAGGCGCUUGCUGGACCUGAAGAGAUAUCCGUCGUGUAAUCGCGAGAUUCUUGAUUGUGACAUACCUGUGCGCGUGGGUUGAAAAAAAGAAAGACCAGACAAGCAACCGGGUAUACACUUCGAGAAAUGUGCGUUUCUUAUUUUCUUUCGAUCUGUGACUUAAGUCUUAAGCACAUCUUUAAUCUCGUCUACGUGUAUAUAGUGUUUAGUUCUUCCAUAUUUUUUUCUUAUGUAUAUGUAUAGAUUUGUUAAGAGCUACGGCAAAAAAAAGAGCCUUGACUGUUAAAUCGACUUUGUAAAUCGCGUAUGAAGUUACCAACGCAACUAAGGUAUCAUUAGAUUAAAAAUAAUUAGUUCUAUUCUCAUAGAUAUAAUAUAUUGCUCGUGGUAGACUGGACGUCUUUACCAAAUAUUGUACCAAAAAGGGAAUAAACAGAAGAAAAAUAGAAGCGAAUCGUAUUUACUUUGUUGUAGCGCAGCAAAAAUACGAAGUAAGAAUGAAGCUCAUGCUCGAAAAUCUAUCGUUCAAGAGGUUUAGCAUUUUAUUGAUUGUUAUUUAAUUUAUAAUCAACAUAAUUUCUUUGAUACGUUUCGUCGCGAAUAAUUGAUUUGAAUAGUCUUCGUUGCUACUUGUUAUUUUUUAUUAUUUUUGGUAUUAAUAAUAUUAAUCUUGUACUAGUGGUGCUGGAUCAUAGGAAUGCGACAAUUUAGGUUAUGUUAUUUAAUAUAUAUAUACAAUUUUGCAAUAAUACAAGAUUUUUUAUUGUUUUGGAUUCAAUUAUUUGGAUUUAAAAAAAUAGAGUAUUAUUCUAAGAUUAGACUAAGUUAUCGAUUAAAAAUAUAUUUUCAUUUUUUAUAAAUUUUAAUAAAUAUAUAAGAUAUUUAAAUAAAAAUGGGCAUGCAUAGCUUUUUUUAAGAAAAAAAAACUUCUUAGAUAGAAAUGAAUUUUGAGAAAUAUAAAUUAUAGUGAAAUAUUUAAUACAAAAUAAAGUUAAAUGCCCUAAAAUUAAAUAACCUAAUCUAAAUCGUGUUAAUUACCUGUGAUACCAAUCAAGAGUUAUUCAUCGUGUUAAGUACGAUAUAUUCAACGAUAUUUUCAUUGAUUUAAUUUUUAGAAACCACUUAGUUUUUUAUGUAAAUGACAAAUAUUUUAGAACAUUGCUUAUAAAGUGGAACACGCCUUAUAUAUUCUAAUUUUCUUCACGCGUUGUAAGAAAAAGACGAUUCAAAGAGAGAUUAAUAGAUUUAGUAUGAUUUACUUUUUUUUCUAUUUUUUUUAUUAAACAGAAGAUGAAACAUUGGAUAGAAAUAUACGAAAAUAAAGCUUAGAUAGCAUUAGCUUAAUAUUUUAUCUCACCCACUUUUUUUUAAUUGUUCCUUUUUUUUCUUUUUAUUCAUUGUGAAUAGUUAUGUGUGUGGAAUAUAAUAUGUAAUAUAAUUUUUUGAAACUAUUAUUUAUUGUGAUGAAAUCAAAAUUAUACAUCUUAUUAUUAGGACAAUUAUUCUACAAAUUUAUACAGAAUACUUUCAAAUAACCAUAUAAAUCUAUCAAGAAAAUCGUCAAAUCUUUCGUUGGUUAUGAUUGCUUAAUUUUUGCGGCCUGAUCAUUUUAAAUUCGGUCAGCUUAUUGCCAUCUAGUAGUUAAAACGCUAAUUAAACAACAAAAAUUAGAUAAAUCCAAAUCUAUCGGUCUAAGCGUGUUUUCACUUAUCUACCAAAUAUUGCGAUCCGUAUUUCGACGAUUAAUCGGUGAAUAGUACGAAUCGUUGUGUAUUUCUUUAUCAAUGAAUAUCAUUUAUAUUUUGUUUCUUUUUUAUUUUUAUCGCGAUAACUAAUUCUUACAAAUUAGACGUUUUAUUUCAUUUUGUCGUUUUGCGAUGCGAAAUCCGAUUCGAAUCGCGUUUCAAAGAUCGCAUCGUCCAAAUAAAAAAGUGAAAUCUGUUUCUGGCUUCUAUUAUAUUAAUAUCUAUGACAUGUAUAGCGCGAAUGGAUUGGUAAUUAUCCGUUUUCGAUCAAAUUCGAAAUGACGAACAUCGAGAGCCAAAUGGAUCUCAAGAAGAUAAAAAAAUAAAAACGCGUACUGAUACAUUUUCAUUACGCGAACAGUGAUAUCGAUUUUAGUACUUAUGGCACAAAUUGAUUUGUAUACGGUAGCUCGAUAUAAAUUAUUGGCCAAAUUUUAGAUUUCUUUUUAGGUAGUUCUUUAGAAAAGAAAAGGGGGCUACGUUAUAUUUUUUUGCGUUGAACAGCGGCGUAAAUUUUGGUGCAAAAUUUUUAAAUGAUUAUUUAGUGAUAUAUAAUAACUACGCGAUAAUAAAUUAUUGAAAAAAAAUUUUCGAAAAUGAAAAUUUUUAAAAAAGAAAAUUUUAUAGAUAAACAAAACUUUUUUAUUCAUUUUUUUGUUUAAUUUGUAAUUGUAUGAGUGUAAAAAUGAUAAGAUAUCUAUUUGAUACAAAAAUUACGCCACUGUCAUAUCAGAUGACAUAUGAAGUACUAUAUUAUUGUUUUAUCGUGAUUGGAUUACUUUAGGUCGUUUCUGUCGACCGAGAAUGUUUCCAAUUCGAUUUAAGAAUGUUUUAAUUCCCGUUACAUCUUUUCAUGUGUAUAUAAAAUAAUUAUUAUACUUCUUAUUAUAAAUAAAUGUCGAUAUCGGCAGUUUCAGAUA
This is a messenger RNA of Apis cerana (Asiatic honeybee), 5232 nucleotides long. RefSeq names its product Maf family bZIP transcription factor traffic jam (gene tj). The record is from RefSeq and is a predicted model, not a curated record. Gene Ontology annotation, cellular component: nucleus. NCBI's taxonomy places the organism in Eukaryota, Metazoa, Arthropoda, Insecta, Hymenoptera, Apidae. Gene Ontology annotation, molecular function: RNA polymerase II cis-regulatory region sequence-specific DNA binding; DNA-binding transcription factor activity, RNA polymerase II-specific. Gene Ontology annotation, biological process: regulation of transcription by RNA polymerase II.